This is a messenger RNA of Gloeophyllum trabeum ATCC 11539, 1681 nucleotides long. RefSeq lists its product as uncharacterized. The transcript has 3 exons. Gene Ontology annotation, biological process: cell division. The coding region runs from base 6 to 1517 and encodes 503 amino acids. Gene Ontology annotation, cellular component: plasma membrane. Lineage: Eukaryota; Fungi; Basidiomycota; Agaricomycetes; Gloeophyllales; Gloeophyllaceae. The record is from RefSeq and is a predicted model, not a curated record.
CGACGAUGGCGAUCAUACAACCAGAAGCGUACCUCCUCUUGAGCCUCCCGGGCGCAACGCUCAAGCUCGCCAGCACCGGGCGCACCUACACCGGCGUGCUCAACCUCGAGUGCGUCACCGUCGCCCUCGAGAACGCCGCUGCCGAUGGCGACAGCGACGUCUACCUCGUUAUCCGCCUCGACGAAUUCGAGACCGCGCUGGACCCGACGAAGCCGGUGUCGCUGGACAUCGCGCCGGACGGGGCGCGCGCGUAUACAUUCCACGACUGCUUGGUGCCGAGCGGCGGGACGGCGGACGUCGUGCUCAGCGUGCCUGGGAAGGCGGAGCCUGACCUCGAGGCGCUCGAUGGGAUACUAUCGCAAUACGCUGAGACGUUUUACACAACUGGAGACUCUCAAUCAAAGCCCGGUCCGUCUCAAGCAGAUCCGCCUCCGCUCGACACCAAAGACCAGGACCUGCGCGGGCACCUCGUCCUGGUGGACGAGGACAACGGGCAGGUGAUCGGCGCGCUGGACACCAAGUUGAAUGUCCACGAGGACGCGUCGCUGCGGGAGAAGGGCAAGGAGAACGAGCCGGUCGUGAUCGAGGUCCCUGAGGGCGAGGACCUGGACGCGCUGGGCGCGCACGAGGUGUUCGUGCGCGCGAUCCCGCCGGGGGAGCAUAAUUGGAUGACGAAGGGCGCGUCUAUCGUGAGCCAAGCGAUCACCGCAGGCACCUCCCUGCUCCUCACCGGCGUCACCCGCGCGUCCGACUACUACGUCUCCAACUCCGCCCCCUCCGCCUCCGCCUCUGCCCCUUCCACUUCAUCCAACUCCGGGCCCUCCACCCAACCUCAAUCCAGCAUCCCGCUGGCGAUGCUCACCUCGGAGCGCACGCGCAAGGGCCUCGCGCAGGUGCACGCCGUGUCGGGGCAGGCGGUGAAGGUGAGCCAGCGGACCGUGGGCAUGGUCGAGGGGCUCGUGAAGCGCGUCAUCGGGUCGUCGUCCGGUGCUGGUGCCAGUAGCAGUACCGCUAGUGGAAGCGGGAAGCCCCCGCUCCCGCCGCGCAGCAGCCCCGCGCCGUCUGCGUACGGCUCAGCUCCGCCUCCGUACACCCCGUACCAGCCAAAUCCGGCCAGGCUGCACCCAGGCGAGAAACCCGCGCUCCCGCCGCGCCGCACGCCCUCUCCCUCUCCGACCCCGGCGAGCGUGGUGAUCCCGACUACCGACUCCGCGCCGCAGAAGCUGAGCACGCGCGACCGGCUCGCGCUCUCGGCCGACCUGAUCCUGUCGACGCUGGACGACUCGACGCGGCGGAUAUUCGACGUCGGGAGCGAGAGCGUGGCGAAGGUCGCCGGGCACAAGUACGGCCCGGAGGCGGGGCACAACACGCGGCUGCUGAUGCACACGGGGAGGAAUGUGGCGCUGGUGUAUAUCGAUAUGCGCGGGAUUGGGAGGAGGGCGCUGGUGAAGAAGGCAGGAAAGGAGUUUGUGCGGAGUCGGGUGCUGGCGAAGAAGGCGGAGGUGAGGAAGAGCUGAGGGACGGCGGUGUGUGUGUGAUUUAGGGCGUUUGCAUUAUGAGGUGUACAGUUAGGGUUGGAUGGUGGAAUGUUCUCCGCUAGGAAGGUAAAGCACGUACGUUCAUCUGUAAUACACGAUGUAUCUUACCACAGAAGAAAUAAAUAAAUACCCCAGACUCUCAA